Messenger RNA from Salvia splendens (bonfire salvia), 1802 nucleotides. RefSeq names its product probable anion transporter 3, chloroplastic. NCBI's taxonomy places the organism in Eukaryota, Viridiplantae, Streptophyta, Magnoliopsida, Lamiales, Lamiaceae. The transcript has 8 exons. The coding region runs from base 88 to 1587 and encodes 499 amino acids. Gene Ontology annotation, cellular component: plastid. The record is from RefSeq and is a predicted model, not a curated record. Gene Ontology annotation, biological process: transmembrane transport. Gene Ontology annotation, molecular function: phosphate transmembrane transporter activity.
CUACAUUUUCAGGCUAUUUAACACUUCCUAUAAAAUUGUGAAUGAAACAAUUCGUUAAUUAAAAGCCGUAGCCUUUGUACAACGCAAAUGGCUGCCGUCGCGCCGCUAAAGUCCCAUCUCCGCCGGGCCCAUCUCCGGCCCGCAGCCCAUUCGGGCCCGAUCGGUCUAGCGGCGACUCUUUCGUUCCGGAAUUCGCAGGUGAAGAAAUGGGGGAGUGUUUGCACGACGUACGGCGAGAGGGUGCCGGCGGCGAUUCGGGUUUGCGGGGCGGUGCGGUGCACGGCGGAGGGGAUGGAAAGGGGGCUGUUUGUGGGGCGGAAGGAGGGCGGGUUUGUGGCGGCGGAGAGGUUCAAAGUGGUGGCGCUGGUGGCGGCGGUGAUGUGCCUGUGCAAUGCUGAUAGAGUGGUGAUGUCUGUUGCAAUCGUUCCUCUCGCCGCCAAAUAUGGUUGGUCCACUGCUUUCUUAGGCAUUGUUCAGUCAUCCUUUCUGUGGGGAUACAUGUUUUCCUCUGUUCUCGGAGGAGCAUUGGUCGACAGAUACGGAGGGAAAAAAGUUAUCGCAUGGGGUGCAGCAUUGUGGUCGCUAGCAACUCUCGUCACUCCAUGGGCAGCUAAUCACUCGACAAACAGCCUCUUAGCUGUCCGAGCCUUCUUUGGAUUGGCCGAAGGGGUAGCUUUACCUGCAAUGAAUCACCUUCUAUCGCGAUGGUUUCCAAACCAUGAACGAGCUACUGCUGUUGGAUUAUCCAUGGGGGGAUUCCAGCUCGGGAACGUAGUGGGGUUGGUCUUGGCUCCGCUGCUGAUGCAAUCUAUCGGGAUUUCUGGCCCCUUCAUGCUCUUUACUGCCCUCGGGCUUCUUUGGUUGGUUACAUGGAGUUUUAGGGUCACGAAUGACCCACAAGAGUGCGGAACAAUCAGUAAAUCUGAACUGUGGUUGAUCCAGGCCGGGAAAGGCGACUCCUCUGUCAUCAAGGGCAGCCCUCCAUCGCUAAGGCAUCUCCUAUCCAAGCUGCCAACAUGGGCUAUAAUCUUUGCUAAUUUCACGAAUAACUGGGGAUACUUUGUUCUUCUAUCGUGGAUGCCUGUUUAUUUCAAAACCGUGUUCGAUGUGAACUUGAAGCAAGCGGCUUGGUUCAGUGCGGUUCCUUGGGGAACGAUGGCGCUCUCAGGCUACAUCGCUGGGGCAGCAUCGGACUACUUGAUCAAAUCGGGUUACUCCACCACAUCAGCAAGGAAAAUCAUGCAGUCAAUCGGUUUCAUUGGCCCGGGGAUUGCAUUGCUUUGCUUAAACCACGUCCGAACGCCUACAAUUGCAGCCGUAUUCUUAACAGCAGCCCUCAGCCUGAGCUCUUUCAGUCAAGCCGGCUUUCUACUCAACAUGCAAGACAUCGCGCCACAAUGUGCAGGAUUUCUCCACGGGAUCUCGAAUUCGGCAGGAACACUGGCAGCAAUUAUCAGCACAAUUGGGACAGGAUACUUUGUGCAGUGGCUAGGUUCAUUUCAGGCAUUUUUAACUCUUACAGCUUGUCUUUACUUUGCUACAGCCAUAUUUUGGAAUCUCUAUGCAACUGGAGAAAGAGUCUUUUAGAUUAGAUCAUUAGAACAAGAUCUACUAUGUUAUGAUUGAGAAAUUAUAUGAUAUAUAAGUAACAUAUGACAGGAUAAGUAGAUGUAUACAUGUAAUAUUCUUAAACAAAGGUAGAAUUUUGUCCAUUUUUGUUUCCAUUCGUUUGUUUUACAGAGCUUAAAGACUCAAUGUGUUGUAUAAAAAUAUUUAUAUAUUGCAAGUUGUUCUAUUUAUCA